AUGGUGGUCGCACGUCGGUCGGAUCUUAAGUUAAUUGUCACAUCUGCCACAAUGGACUCAACAAAGUUCUCUUCCUUCUUCGGGAACGUACCAACUUUCACUAUUCCUGGAAGAACCUUCCCUGUUGAAACCUUCUUCGCUAAGAAUGUAUGCGAAGACUAUGUUGAUGGCGCUGUAAAACAGGCACUACAAAUUCAUCUACAACCAGACGACGGCGACAUCCUGAUAUUUAUGCCGGGUCAAGAGGACAUUGAAGUCACCUGUGAGGUCCUAACAGAACGCCUAGGUGACCUAGACUCGGCCCCGCCCUUGACAGUGCUGCCUAUAUACUCUCAGCUACCGGCAGAUCUGCAAGCGAAAAUAUUUCAGCGAGCCCCACCCGGACAGAGGAAGUGCAUUGUCGCUACGAAUAUCGCUGAAACAUCUCUCACAGUAGACGGCAUAAUGUACGUGAUAGACAGCGGUUAUUGCAAGCUGAAAGUGUACAACCCAAGGAUUGGUAUGGACGCGCUACAAAUAUAUCCAGUAAGCCAAGCUAACGCGAGGCAGAGAGCUGGUCGAGCUGGUAGAACCGGCCCAGGGAAGGCCUUCUGUCUGUACACCCAAAGACAAUUCCAACAAGAGCUCUUAGCGGCCACAGUGCCUGAGAUACAAAGGACCAACCUCGCGAAUACUGUGCUGUUGCUAAAGUCCUUAGGAGUUGAAGAUCUACUGGCUUUUCAUUUCAUGGACCCUCCCCCACAGGACACGAUCCUGAACUCGAUGUACCAGCUGUGGAUCCUGGGUGCGCUGGACGGCACCGGCGCGCUCACGCCGCUCGGCCGCCAGAUGGCCGAGUUCCCGCUCGACCCGCCGCAGUGCCACAUGCUCAUCGUCUCCGCUGAGAUGGGGUGUAGUGCUGAAGUGCUUAUUAUUGUUUCAAUGCUAUCAGUCCCGUCGGUGUUCUACCGUCCGCAAGGUAGAGAGGAAGAAGCUGACUCCGUGAAAGAGAAGUUCCAAGUGCCAGAGUCCGAUCAUCUCACAUUGCUACAUCUGUUCAAUCAAUGGAAAGCUAACAACUACUCGAGCGCGUGGUGCACGGAGCACUUCGUGCACGCGAAGGCGCUGCGCAAGGUGCGCGAGGUGCGCCAGCAGCUGCGCGACAUCCUGCAGCAGCAGCGCCUGCCGCUGCGCUCGUGCGGCACCGACUGGGACACCGUGCGCAAGUGCAUCUGCUCCGCCUAUUUCCAACAAGCGGCUCGUCUAAAAGGUAUAGGUGAGUACGUGAACUGCCGCACCGGCAUGCCCUGCCACCUGCACCCGACGUCCGCGCUGUUCGGGCUCGGGAACUCGCCGGACUACGUUGUCUACCACGAGCUGAUGAUGACCAGCAAGGAGUACAUGCACUGCGUCACCGCCGUGGACGGCAGGUGGCUGGCCGAGUUGGGACCUAUGUUCUUCUCGGUUAAGGAGACUGGCAAAACAAACCGCGACAAACGCAAAGAAGCAGCUGUUCACCUCCAGCGUAUGGAAGAAGAGAUGAAACAAGCAGAGAUCAAGAUGGCAGAAGAGAGGAAGAAGAAAGAAGAAGAUGUUCCAGUCAAGCAGGAGAUAGCGACCCCCGGCCUGGCGACCCCACGACGCACCCCACAGCGACUUGGAUUA
This is a messenger RNA of Brenthis ino (lesser marbled fritillary), 1644 nucleotides long. Lineage: Eukaryota; Metazoa; Arthropoda; Insecta; Lepidoptera; Nymphalidae. The record is from the annotation of a GenBank genome assembly.